UGGUUGGGGGUCACCACAACAUGUGGAACUGGUUUAAAGGGUCAGAGCAUUAGGAAGGUUGAGAACCACUGACAUAGAGGAAGGCGUCCCCGCCCAGGAGGGGAAGUCCCAGGUCGGCACAGGGAAUUCUGGAGACAGAAUCCCAGGUGUGAAGAGGUGGCUUGGUCGGUGGCCCCAAGCGUGUCCCCUGCCUCUCCUGUAUCCCAUGGGUUAACGUCUCACGGGCUAUCCUGUCCCCACCACGCUGCUCUUGUGACUGGUGCUGGGACAAAACCCCUGCCCGUGGCUUCUCUCACUCAGCUGAGAUGGCCAGGUCUCCGCUGAGCAGGGCUCCCCUGGGCACAAAGGGGAAGGGAGGGGCAAGGAUGAGAACAGGCGCCGGUCAGGGGCUGGCUCCGAGGCUCAGACACUCUCCCCGGCUGCCACCACCUCUCCAUAGGCACCUAAGGCUUCCUUCUAGGAGCUGUGUCACCCGCCAGCUCCCCAACACAGAGCCCCCGCCGCCCUCGGCAGCCAGGCUGGGUGCGAGCAGACCCUGGAUGCCAAGGCCCCAGGAAAGCUGGGCUGUCCCAGCCCCACAACCAGGCAGUGUACCUUGCCUCACCCUCCUGCAGGCUCGUUGGUGCCCCUGGGUGGGAGGAGCUGGGGGGAGAGUGUGUUUUUUAGAGUGACUCAAAGGUCACCACAGCGUGAGAACAACCCCCCACCCCCCAUCCACACGGCUUCCUAGACAUGGCUCCUGUGACUUCCUUCUCCGAGGAGAGAUAAGAGAGCGGUUUCAGAGGAGACGUUGACAAGUGGCCACGUGGAAGCCGGUAAGGGACGCAGUCAGAGGCCCCUUCGUGUCUGGGGAGUCGGCUCAGGGAGACGGGGCAGGGCAGGCACUCAGAUAGACGUGGACCCGCCAGCCUGGGGCGCAGUGGGCAUCAGUGAGUGGGAGGGGACCCUGGCCGGCCCCAGCAGAGGCAUCUCGCCAGCACCCAGGGCCAGGGGCCAGUUAGCAAGCCCCAGAGCCGCACUUAGUGGGUCGGGCAAUGCAUUUGGGGCUGUGCAUAGGUUGGUGCUUUAAGGUAAACAUUCCAAACCCUUUAACCCACUGUGUGGGCUGAGGCUCAGCUGUUUCUGUAAAUGACCCCUUUGGGCGGCACAGAGAAGCACCUGAACUAGGUGGCCCUCGAAUAGCAAUCGCCCCGAGUGUCUGGUUCCCAGGAGCGGAGACCAGGUGAGCAACUUCAGGGAUAGGGCCCGAUUCCCAGACAGACACCUGUUCCUCGGGCUGGGGGUGGGCUUCGGGGCACGUGAGGGGCAGGGGAUGCCCUGUGAUCAAUGAACACGUUGCUCUUUCCCUCCUUUCUGCGUGGCCGACCAUCCUGUCGACCUGCUAUCCCUCAAAUAGGUUUGACACAGGUGGUUGUAUGGCGGGGUGCGGGCUGGGAAGGGGUGAUGGAGCAGACAUGAUGCUAUGGGACGUGCUGCAUCUUCUGAGCAGGGAACCUUAGCUUGUCCCCGUGACAAAAGAUCUUUGAUAUGAAGGCCGGGUUGCCCCUGUGCCCAGCAGAGUGGAUGGUUUAUAAACAAGAGGCUGGGAAGUUCAAGAUGAAGGCUCAGGCAGACUCCGUGUCUGAUGGGGACCCACUUCCUGGUUCAUGGAUGUGGGAGGAGCUCUGUGGGGUCUCUUAUAAGGACCCUGAUCCUAUUCAUGCGGGCUCCACCCUCAUGACCUUAUAAUCUCCCAAUGACCCUGCCUCCAUAUACCAUCGUCUUGAGAGGUGGAUUUCAAUGUGUGAAUUUUGGAGGGACACACAGUCUCUAUGCUCUAUGUACAGUAGGAAGAGUAAAUUCUGGUUAAGGUGAGGGGCCUGCCACCAAAGACCACUUCUUGUUCCUCUGUGUGUCCGUUUGCCUCAUUGUCACGGGAUUUUUUGCUAAACCAGCAGAAAGCCAGAAUAGUUCACUGUCAGUGCUCCCAGCGCCUCUCCCACCCCGCGCUACGCUAGCGAUCCAGCAUCCGGUCCUGAGUGAAGAAUGCUGAGCCUUCUCCAAGCCACUCACACGCUCUCCUCCGUCCUCUCCAUCUUCUUGCUGAGGGUCCCUGGCUCUGUGCUUCCUCUUGGCCCAUCUCACUUCCUGAAACGCGCUGAAGAGGGCUGCUUAUCUUGAUGGAGCUUCGUGAGCCCUACGGGACAGGGGAAGGCGGAGUCCUUGAGCGCAUCUGUCUGGGGAACUAAGAGCGACAGCUCUUUCAGAUUCAGCCCACGAAGCUUUUGGGAGCCCAGGGAUGUGUGGCCGGCAGAGGGGCUGGAAGUGAGCCCUGUGAUGGGCUCUCUUUAAGGAGCGGAGGUCCUCCAGGGGCGCGCCCCACCAGAGACCAGAAGGCAUGGGCGAGUUGUGAGUUGUAGACUGUGGCUGCUGCACCUGGACCUCCAGCAAGAGCUGAGCUCCCCGGCACGCCCGGAGCCUGUUUGUGCACCUGUCACCCGGGAGGCUCCUCUGGGAAACCAAGAUGCCUGUCAACAGCACCACCCUGACGUGGGCCAGCAUAUUCUACAUCAUCAUGGAGAUUGUCAUUGGGGUCUGCGCCAUACUGGGCAACGUGCUGGUCAUCUGGGUGGUCAAGCUGAACCGCAGCCUGCAUACCACCACCUUCUAUUUCAUCGUCUCCCUAGCCCUGGCUGACAUUGCUGUUGGGGUGCUGGUCAUGCCCCUGGCCGUUGUCGUCAGCCUGGGCCUCACGGUCCACUUCUACAGCUGCCUUCUCAUGACCUGCUUGCUGCUGGUCUUCACUCACGCCUCCAUCAUGUUCUUGCUAGCCAUUGCUGUGGACCGAUACCUGCGGGUCAAGCUCACGGUCAGAUACAGGAGUGUCACCACUCAGAGGAGAAUAUGGUGCGCCCUGGGCCUUUGCUGGCUCCUGUCAAUCCUGGUGGGGUUGACCCCCAUGUUCGGCUGGAACAUGAAACUGUCCCCGGGGCCCCCCAGAAAUGUGACCUUCCUUCCUUGCCAGUUCCGUUCGGUCAUGAGGAUGGACUACAUGGUGUACUUCAGCUUCUUCACUUGGAUUUUCAUCCCCCUGGUUGCCAUGUGCGCCAUCUAUAUGGACAUCUUCUGUAUCAUCCGGAACAAACUCAGUCUGAACUUUUCCAGCUCCAGGGAGACAGGUUCAUUUUAUGGACGGGAGUUCAAGACGGCCAAGUCCUUGUUCCUGGUUCUCUUUCUGUUUGCCUUGUCCUGGCUGCCUUUAUCCAUCAUCAACUGCAUCAUCUACUUUAAUGGUGAGGUGCCCCAGGUGGUGCUGAACUUGGGCAUCCUGCUGUCUCACGCGAACUCCAUGAUGAACCCUAUCGUCUAUGCCUUUAAAAUAAAAAAGUUCAAGGAGACCUAUUUCUUUAUCUUCAAAACCUGUAUGAACUGCCAGCCCUCGGAUUCCUUGGACCCACAUAUUGAACAGAUUUCUUACCCAGAAAUAGCCCUUAAAGUGAAAAUGUCCCUUGGAGUGCAUUCAAAAAAGAUGAACCGAGAAUCACAGGUGAGGAGCUUGGGUAGAAGUGAUGAGUUCCACGCUGGCUUCAGGUUUAGAGGGGAGCUAGGAAUCUCCUUGCUAGUCUUCCUCUGCGCUAAAGAGGACUUGGGCCUCCAAGAGUGGUGGAUGGACCCGAGGAGUGGCCUCUGGGAUACUCAGAGCCUUGCCAGGGCGAGGCACAGCUGCACACACGAGCAUGUGCCAGCCACGGUGUGCCCAUGUGCUCUUCUGAUUGUGUCCGGGUGGGUUUGUCCAGGAUGGGGAUCUCCAUUCCUGCUUGGGGCUCUGCCCGGAAGCCCAGAAUUUUCUCAGUUGCCCCACUUUAUUCUAUACAUUCACGUCCAUGAAUGGCAUUCCUCCGAUGAGGUACCCUCAUGCCAUGCACAACCUGGACACCUGAACAUGGCAGCAGUGCCUGGAUUAGCCAGUCGUUCCCACUCCCCUGGUUUCUCCAAACAGGAUAAAACCACCCUGAGCAAUAGAUACCUGUUUCUCUUAAACAGAUCCAGGAUUGCUGAGAUCCCUCAUUUCCGGCCAGCCAUGGGGCUCUUCGUCCUGCUCUCCCUGACUGUCCUUUCAGAAGCCAUGGUCAUGGACAAAAAGGUCAAGGAGAGCUUUGUGCUGGACACAGUGUCUGCUGUCUGCAGCUACGGCGCCCACUACAAGGACCAUCUCAAGUACUGGUGCCGAGGCUACUACCGGGACUACUGCAACAUCAUCGCCUUCACACCCAACAGCACGGGCCGCGUGGCCCUGAGGGACACGGGGGAACAGCUCAUUGUCACUGUGUCCUGCCUGACCAAAGAGGACGCGGGCUGGUACUGGUGCGGCAUCCAGCGGGACUUUGCCCGGGAUGACAUGGACUUCACCGAGCUGGUCGUGACUGACUACAGAGGAGCCCACACCAGUGACUUUUGGUCUGUGAAGGAUGCGUCAGGGAACAUGAACAGAAGCUGCAGGGCUUCCAAACCUGUGUACAAGGCAGAUCACUACAGGAUGUCCAUUCUCAUCACCUGCGUACUGAUCACAGGGGUGGGGAUCAUUUCUCUAAUGACUCACUUGUUCAAAAGGAGGAGGAUUCAAAGAAACAGAAGAAGUAAAGGCCUAACUCGAAGCCAGAAAACCAGGCAAGCUGCUUCUGCGUUCGCCACACCUCUGGUAGGUUCCCUCCUUGGCUCUUCUGCCUGAGCUCUGUGCCCCUCAACUACCCAAUCUUUAGGGCUCCCCGUUCCUAACCAGAGAGCAGGAGCUCCAUGCAGGGCAGGCUAUGUGGACCUUUCCUUUCCAAGUAAUAACCAGCUGAUUUCAGCCCUGAAAACAAACUGUGCUGUUCAGUCCCCAGGAAGCCCUCAUGAGAGAGUUGGUAACUUUGGCUGAAGAAACACUCGGCCUGGGUAGGCAGUAGAUCUCAACUCCAUUUCUCCUUUUGUUUCCAACAAAGUAAACUACUCUUUGAAGCCCCACCUCGUGUGUCCAGACUUCAAAGGAACUGGCUCAAACUGGACAGAUGUGACU
Molecule: messenger RNA, 5035 nt
Organism: Myotis brandtii (Brandt's bat)
Lineage: Eukaryota; Metazoa; Chordata; Mammalia; Chiroptera; Vespertilionidae
Gene: ADORA3
Product: adenosine A3 receptor
Exons: 8
Coding region: 2504-4708 (734 amino acids)
Biological process (GO): G protein-coupled adenosine receptor signaling pathway
Cellular component (GO): membrane; synapse; dendrite
Molecular function (GO): G protein-coupled adenosine receptor activity
Source: RefSeq, a predicted model, not a curated record